UGAGCCUGGGCAGUCGAUUCCAUUCUUUCCUGACGGGAGGUUCCCCGUCGGUGUUUCUUUCCGUGCUGUUGUUCCACCUGGGCGCUGUUUGGGCAGGCAGAGCCCGCCCCACACCGCCGGUACUGCGCUCCAGUUUUCCUGCAAAACUCACGAGAGCGCUAAAAGGCUGCUUAACCGAGUUGUUCGGUUAAAAAAAAAAAAAAAAGGCUGCUUUAGCGAGUAACUCCGCUCCGCAGCUUUGUCCGCCCGAACUCUGCAGCCGGGGCUCGGCGCUGACGUUGCCCGGCGGGGCUCCUUUGUCCCCUCCCCGCCGGCAGGUCCCAAACUCUGGUCCCAGCGCGUUGGUUUCCUCCCGCGGCCCGGAGCCUCUUCCUGUCCCCACUGCCGCCACCUCCACCGCGCAACGCCCGCUGAGGCGCCGGUUCGAGGCCGGCCCGGGCCGGGACCGGGGCCAGCGCCGGCGCCGAGGCCGCGUGCCUGCCGGCCGGCGGGGCUCUGUCUGCCGGCCGGCGGGGGUCCCUCGGUCGGCGGGCGGCGCGGAUUGGCGCAGCCGGCGCACGUGGGGCCGCCCUCACGCCUCGGCGCUGGCAGCGCGGCGGCCGCCGCCACGGGAGCUCCGUGCGGGGCGGCGCGGCACCCGGCCGCGGCGAGGAGGGCGGCGGGACCCAGCCGAGCCGAGCCGAGCGCAGCCGGCACGAAGACUCCUGAUACCCUCCCGCCAUCCCCAGAGGUCGUGUUCUGGAAAUCUGUUUUCUUUCUCCUGUGUACAUUUCUUGAAGACCCAGUUGAGUUUUGUCAUACAGUGUUUGUUGUGACAGCCCAGACUACAUAGCUGAACAUUAAGGAUAGUAAAAGUGCAAAAUUGGAAAGUGUUUCAGUUCCACUUCAACCUUGCUGGUGUAAUUUUGAGGAACGGAAGAGCAAACAUUUGGCCAUAUGCAAUCCACACUUGGAAACUCCCUCUUGGCAGUUAGAAGUUCAAGGAUGUUAACAAGCUGUCUCUUGAAUUGUUUGCUUUGUGGGCCAUUAUGCAAGGACAUCAACUUGCCCUCUUGAUUUAAAGAUGCUUAGAGAGUGUGAGUCUGCUAUAUCUGAUCUACAAUGAAUGCCAAAUCUGCAAUCAACAAAGAAAUAUUUGCCCCACAUGAUGAAAGGAUGCUGGGAGCUGUCCAAGUAAAAAGAAGAACAAAAAAAAAGAUUCCUUUUCUAGCUACUGGGGGUCAGGGUGAAUAUUUAACGUACAUCUGCCUGUCAGUGACAAACAAGAAACCAGCUCAAGCUUCUAUUACGAAGGUCAAGCAAUUUGAAGGCUCUACAUCUUUUGUCAGGAGAACGCAGUGGAUGCUCGAGCAGCUACGCCAGGUCAAUGGUAUAGAUCCUAACCGGGAUUCCCCAGAAUUUGAUUUACUAUUUGAAAAUGCUUUUGACCAGUGGGUAGCAAGCACAGCUUCAGAAAAAUGCACAUUCUUUCAGGUUCUUCAUCACACUUGUCAGCGAUACCUGACAGACAAGAAACCAGAAUUUAUCAACUGCCAAUCUAAAAUUAUGGGAGGAAACAGCAUACUCCAUUCAGCAGCAGACAGUGUGACAAGUGCAGUGCAGAAGGCAAGUCAAGCUUUGAAUGAGCGUGGUGAAAGGCUAGGUCGAGCAGAAGAAAAGACAGAAGAGCUGAAAAACAGUGCUCAGCAGUUUGCAGAAACUGCACACAAGCUUGCAAUGAAGCACAAAUGCUGAGAUACUGCCCAAUGCUGAAAUCUUCCUGAGAGAAACUGAAAAGUCUAGAUUCAGCAGUUUUUACAGGAGAUUAAGACUUGUGUGCUUUUUUCCUUCCAGUUCAGUGGAAAUGCAUCCUUUCAAUUUCUGUGCAGGAAAAAAUGUUGCAUUUCUACCUUUUUGACUUACAUUUUGUUCCUUUUUUUGUGAUACUGCUACACAGUCCAGCAGUACUUUGUACCUGUAUUUCUGUUGUUACAGGAGCCUAAAGCAAAUGGGAACUGGACCAAAUGACAAGCUGAUCAGGAUUAAAAUAAUAAUAUUCUUCCCCAAUGCUCCUUCCUGAUACUGUAUGAUACUUUUUCCUGAUAUUGUAUAGCAAAGUUGUUAACUGGGUGUUGACGUUUGUGUGGAAAUAAAAUCCAAAGAAGGGAUACACUUUCCUUCAUUUUAUGUAGCAUCAGCAGAAUUUGAAUGUUGGAGUUGAUCACCUGAGGUUGUAACUAUGGUGGAGAUUACUGCUUUUUCCUGGGAAACACUCUUACCCUACCCAGUGUAGGAAGUUUUGCAUGUGCCAUCACCAGCAUUCAGAAAUGCAUAUUUGAAUUUCAUAGGGGAAUCAUUUGAAGGCGUUUGAAUAUUUCUAUUUUACCUUCCAGAUGGAUUAUUUGAGCAGUAGAGUGAAACAUAAAGAAUGUAUGCUUGAAGUUUCAACACUGAGAAAGGAAGUAAAUUAUGCGUUUAAACACACAUAGCUGUGCCUCAAACAGUCGAGUAUUUAGCAAUCUGCUGUAAAAUAACAUUUCAUUUUCUUUAUACCUAUGAUUCUCUGGCCUAAAGGCCUACAUAAUUGAGAAUUCAUUUUCCACAUCAUAUUUUUCAUAAUCUUUAAUAAAGUAAGAAUUUUUGGGAACACUCCUGAGAAAUUUGGUUAGAAUGACUUUUGUCUUUAGUUAAUCAUCUGAUUUUUAAAAUGGAGGCUUUGAAAAAGCGUAUCUCAGUAUAUUAGAAUCGUACCUUCUAGUUUGUUUAAUUUUUCAACAUUUACAUUAUCACUGGAAGAGUGACUCCAUACAUCAUAUUAUAUGCACUGUAUGUAAUAUAUGGCCUGUAAUCUUUUACAAAGAUAAGCAGGUUACUCUUUUUUCUUUUUUACUUCACAGAUGAUUUUGUAACAUUUUUAAAACAUUCUAAUAUGCUUUAAAAUUAAAAAACAAAACAAAAAAACCUGCUUUGUUUGUUUGUUUUACACCAUUAAGGAAGAAAUAGAAAUCCUAGCAGAAGUUUCAGCCUUCAUCUUCCAGAGAUGCAGCUCUUUAAAAGCAAUGCACGUCAGAAUCUUCUGUCCUCAUCUUACCAGAGAUCCAGAAAGCUGUCAUUAAAUGAAUGUACUGUAGUUUUCAUUUUCAAUGUAGAAUUAGAUAUUUGCAUUAUUAAUGACACUUUAAACAGUCUAAAGUCCUCAGAGCAGUGCUUGAAAGAAAGAUAAAAGCUGCUGUAGUCAUUGAGAAUAUUUUGGUUACUGUAAGCUGAAGCAACUUAAAUUCUGUCUUGGAAACACUCAUCAUUAAAAGAUGUUUGGCUUAGGGAAACAUUCUUAUAUGAACUUAGAGACAUCACAUUGUUAAAACUGAUUGCAUUCAAACUUUACGUCUACUUUUUCAUAUAUUUUAAACUGUUUUAUAUGAAGCUUGUUAUUUAACAUCACAGUGGGAAUUGACAGAAGGCGUAAAUUUGUCAUCUGUGUAGUACCAUACGAUCAUUUAGACAGAUUUAGCAUCAGCUCUAACAGUUACCACAUCGUGCACUGUCAAUUGAAAAGGAGUUUGGCCAGCUCUGUGUUACAAGUCAGAACAGGCUCAUUAACAACAUGAGCUCUGCACACUCAGUCAAGUUACUUACAAUUAAUGCUUGCCCUGGAAAUGUCAGUAGCUUUCUGAGUGCCAUUGUAAUGACUAUGGAUAUUUCUGCAAAUCAAUCAGGAAAACAGUCCCUCAUUGGAAAUUAAAUUUCUACUAGAGACAAAAUGUUAGACUAAUUUUUAAAAAUAGCUGCAUUAGAAUUCAGUCUGGGAGUACAUAUUUGACCACAUAGGUUCUGUCAACUUCUUUUCCACUCUUUUUUUUUUUUAAACUUUAUCCUGCUGCUAACUUCCAAGUCCGUCUCCUGAGAGAAGGAAGGAAUAGAUUUUGAACUGCUGCCAUCUAGCUGGCCUUCUGAGCUUGUCAAUAAUUCAGAAGACACGUUGAAACCCCAGAUCAGAUAAACCUGAAAAGAAUUACUUGUCUAAACUGAGAUAAAAAGGCAUAGGUUUUCAGGUGUUUACAUGAGUAUCAGCUGAACAGGUCAAGGUCACAGCUGCACUGCUAAGUUCUAGGUCAUUUGUGAGCUGAACUGUUCUAAGGCAUUGCUUUAAUCUUAAUGAUAGUUUUUCAGGAUUUUUUUUUAUAUAUCCUCCAGUAAAAUGUAUUGUGUUAUGUAUCAUAACUCAGGUCUUUUAUCUCACCAUCAAAAGCCAUUUACUGUGGGAAUUCUGAGUAACCUAGUGUUAUUGAAUGAAGGAAAAGGGGGUUAUUUGUGUGUUCACUUUGUUCUUGAUAUUCAUUAAACUACUAUAUUUGGUAGUUUUUAGAAGAAAAAAAUUAGAGGUGUAUAAAUGUCUAUCCGAAGGUAAAUCUUAGAGCACUGCAAUUUCCUUCUGGAACUUAGCUUGUAGUGUAUUAAAAUAUAGUAUUAGAUAGUCAUGUAUAUAACAUAUACUAUGAUUCAGGUUAAUGUUUCAUAUGAAAGAAUGUAUUUGUAAAUUGUAACAACAUCAAUAGUUUCUUUAUCCUUUUAAAGUUCUGCAAAGAAUAAAAAUAAUGCAUUGUUAGACUUGAAACUACUGUACUGCAAACUCUGUCUUAAAAGGCUACUUUUGUGUCUAGCAAAAGUUGUGCAUUAUGUGAAAUAUUAACCAAAAUGUGCUCUCUAAAAAGUGAUCUUAAAGGUUUUGCUAUGAUAUGGCAGAAUUGUAAUACUUGCUGGUAUCUAUUGUAACCAAUUCCUCAAGAAGUUCUCAGAGAUGUAGAAAUUUUGUGCCAUUAUGGGUAAAAAAAUAAAUAAGAAUGGGACCUGCUCUCUAGGGUAAUUACUGGACACCAUAGUUUUGUCAUUAAAUACUUUAACUGUGAUCAAAA
Molecule: messenger RNA, 4892 nt
Organism: Anas platyrhynchos (mallard)
Lineage: Eukaryota; Metazoa; Chordata; Aves; Anseriformes; Anatidae
Gene: STXBP6
Product: syntaxin binding protein 6
Biological process (GO): Golgi to plasma membrane transport; exocytosis; regulation of SNARE complex assembly
Cellular component (GO): exocyst; plasma membrane
Molecular function (GO): phosphatidylinositol-4,5-bisphosphate binding
Source: RefSeq, a predicted model, not a curated record